GCCCACUUGGGCGGACCCCAAGUUUAUCUUUUGGCAUGUAGUUCGCCAGACAUGAACCCUAACGCACAGUAAUCAUGCCGUGUUCUGCCUUCACAACUCAUGUACUUUGCUGUCUUUGUCUUUGGGGAUGUGUGGCAGAGAGUAUUCAUACAUUACCUCAUGUGGAGCGGUUUGAUGUGGUGAGACCUAAAAGACAGAGCGUCAGAAAGGUACAGUCUGAUAAAAGUCCACAAAGCCAUGAGACUUAUCCUGAUAGACUCACAUAUAAAUUAUUCUUUGGAGGGAAAACUCAUGUGAUUCAUUUGGAAAAGAACAGGCAACUCAUUGGACAUAAUUACACUGAAAUAUACUAUCAAGAUGAUGGACUGAUUGUGAGCAGUAAUCCAAAUUUAAAGGACAAUUGCUACUAUCAUGGCCAUAUUCAGGAUUUGGAAGAUUCCUCAGUCAGUGUGGGAAUCUGUUCUGGAAUCAGAGGUUUUGUUCGAGUGAAACAGCAAGUAUACCUGAUUGAGCCCCUGACCAACCAUAGUGAUGGAGACCAUGCACUUUAUAAGCAUGAACAUCUGAGGUGGAAGAGAAGCUCAUGUGGUGAACCAAGCACUACCAUUUAUGACCAUGAACAACCAGUGGCUGUCCCCUUAAAGUCCACCAGAUGGAAAACAAAGAGUUUUCACACUCGAAGAUAUGUGGAAUUGUUUCUUGUGGUGGAUAACACUGAGUACAGAAACUUUGGGUCUGACAUGGACAUAAUCAGACCCAGGAUGCUGGAAGUUGCAAAUCAUGUUGACAAGUUGUAUCGACCCCUUAAUAUCCGGGUUAUGCUGGUGGGUCUUGAGGUCUGGACGAAACGUGACCAGAUUGUGGUCAGUGUGAGUUCUGAUGACACUCUCAGUCGGUUUAUUGAGUGGAGAAAGAGCAAUCUGCUUAAAAGAGUCAAACAUGACAACGCUCAGUUUGUGACUGGAAUUGAUUUUUUGAAUGACACAGUUGGGCUGGCAAACAAAUUUGCAAUGUGUGCUGAAAGCUCAGCGGGAGUCAAUCAGGAUCAUAAUCAGAACUCACUAGGCCUGGCAUCCACAAUCGCUCAUGAGAUGGGUCAUAACAUGGGCAUGUCCCAUGAUGAAAAUCACUGCACCUGUGGCUCAUCAAAAAACAGUUUAUAGUGUGCACUGUCUGAAAAUGACAUGCUCUGACCUUGUCUAUCUAGCACGCUGUUCCCGGAGCUGUUUAGUGACUGUAGUCUGGAGCAGCUGAGUGUGUUUCUAGACAACGCCAACCCCAGCUGCCUGCUGGACACCCCCAGCUCAUCCAGACUGUACAGUGGGUCUAUCUGUGGUAAUGCUUUUCUGGACCCUGGAGAGGAGUGUGACUGUGGAACAGUCGAGGAAUGUGAAAAUCCAUGCUGUGAUCCCAUGACCUGCAGGCUCACUGAAGGCUCACAAUGUGUUCAUGGAGACUGCUGUGAGAAUUGCCAGAUAAAAGAUGCUGAAAGCUUGUGUCGAGCACCUGAAAAUGAGUGUGACAUUCCAGAGUACUGCACAGGGCUCUCAGAGCACUGCCCAGAGAAUGAUUUUAAGAUGAAUGGCAUACCUUGCAGUGCCAAAGUGGCUGCUGAGGCAUGCUUUUUUCGAAACACAUUUGGAAAAAAUGAUUCUCACUGUGGAAAGACCAAAGGUGGCUACAGAGCCUGUACAAAAGAAAACAUGUUUUGUGGAAAAAUAUUUUGCGAUGGAGGAAAUGACUACCCCGUGACUGGUCAGAAAGCUGUGAUAGUAACAUUUAGGGGAUUUUGCAACAUAGCUGGGGACCAAUCUGAAGAAGACGCCCUCAGCAUGGUCCCUACUGGCACAAAAUGUGGGCACAAUAAGGUUUGCUAUGAUUACAUGUGCCAAGACCUGAAUGUUUAUGGUAGUAAUGAUGAUUGCUCACUGCAAUGCAGUGGAAGAGGGAUUUGUAAUCAUAAAAAACAAUGCCACUGUGAGCCUGGAUGGGCACCUCCUUACUGUGAAGUCAGAUAUUCUGAAUUGCCAUCCGGACAAGCAAAGAUAAUUGGCAUCUCAGUAGCAGUUGCAAUCGCUCUACUUGUACUUGCACUAUGUGGAGUCUUGUUUUAUUGUAAAAGAAGAAAAGCCUUGAUUUAUUGUAAAAGAAGAAAAGCCAUCGUCAGCCACAAGACAAAAACUCCUUCUGCAGGGCAGUUGAACCUUCUUUUUGAGAACAACAGUGCCAAGAAGGACCGCCCUGAGAUCAGCCAGCCCAUAUUCAUGGGGACCACCAUAACUCAACCCUGCACCCCUCUAACUGCAAGAUUGGGCCCGACCCGUCCUGCUCCACCACUUCCAAAAAAGUCACAAUCGCAACAGACCGUAGUAAAACAGGGAAUCAAGCCGACUCCACCUCCUGUUCCUCCAGUCAAACCAUCUUUAGCAACAGGAUCCUGGAGGACAGAUCAAGUCACAGGAGACACAGUCAAGGUUGUGUUGAGACCACCCACCAUUCCAAGAAGAUGACCAGAUGUGAAAUCAUCAUGUGACUCAUUUCAACAAAUUACAGUCCCUCUUGUUCACUUUUAUAGUGUGGGAGUGGCUGAAACACAAAGUGCUUUUUUAAACAAUGCUUUAAAAACACACACAUACACUGUUGUGAAUGAUGAUAUAUUGUAUAUACAUUUGAAUGUAUGACUGGAAAAAUAAUCAACAGACCAAAAUGCUUUAUACCGUAAUUUAAUUGAACAUUUACAGACUAUUGUGAUGAAGUGAAUGAAUUAAAUUCUAAAUAUUUUUUUAAACUUUUUAAAUAAAAGUUUUGAUUUUUUUACUGAUUGCAAAUGGAAGCAGUAGCAAUGUCACAUGCAGAAUAUUAGUAAUAAAUGAAUCUCAUAAAAUAAAGAUGCAAUGCUUUCUACUUUAAUAAAAUACAAUAAUGUCAUUUUGCUGAAUUGGGAGUUUAUG
This is a messenger RNA of Sinocyclocheilus grahami, 2951 nucleotides long. RefSeq names its product zinc metalloproteinase-disintegrin BlatH1-like. Lineage: Eukaryota; Metazoa; Chordata; Actinopteri; Cypriniformes; Cyprinidae. Gene Ontology annotation, molecular function: cell adhesion molecule binding; metalloendopeptidase activity. The transcript is spliced from 23 exons. The record is from RefSeq and is a predicted model, not a curated record. Gene Ontology annotation, biological process: positive regulation of membrane protein ectodomain proteolysis; proteolysis; regulation of cell-cell adhesion.